GAGGGCGACGGCGACACGAGCUCGCUGCCCCGGCCGCUCCAGCGCCGCUCCGUCAAGCAAGCUCAAGGAAGCCGUCCCCGUCCCCGUCCCCGUCCCCGUCAGAGACCUGGAGCUCGAGCUCGGGCCUGCUGCUGUUGCUCGCGUUGGCUGCGUUCGCCCCGAGGAAUUUGGGCUCGGAAGUCGGUGUAAUGGCCAUACACGGUCAUCUUUGUCGCCCCGUAAAUGUAAAUAAUGCUUAGGAAACAUGGCGUUUCUGUGUCCUGUCCGCAUAGGACGUAGCAAAAAGAAGAAAAGUUCUUCUGAUGUCGACAAAGAAUUGUCUCGUGGAGGGGGCACUCCCCUUGGAAUGGGACGUAUUACUGGCAGUGCAUCCAUUGAAACCUUAGUAAGAGUUGGGAUUGAGAAAGAAAAUGGAUUAUCUCCUGACAGUAAAAUGGUUGUUUUACAUGAUUUCACCCCUUGUGUGGAUGAUGAAUUAGAAGUUAAACGCGGUCAGGUGGUAAAUGUUCUGUACCGUGAGAAUGAUUGGGUCUAUGUGAUAGCAGCAGAUACUCGACAAGAAGGCUUCAUUCCACACUCGUAUUGUACUCUGUAUAAUUCUCAGCUUGGAGAGCUUGCGUUGAACAAUGUCAAAAAGAAACUCCCUAGAGAAGAAUGUGGGAUGGGGCCUUCAGCAAAUUUGUCAUCUGCUUCAAAUGGAGGAGCAAAUAAUAUCAAUAACAACGACGACUCUCCAGAUCACAGAGCGGAUAUGUCAGAUUGUGAGAGUUAUGGGAAUAAGAAAACAACUGUCGCUACUUCUGCACUCCAGCUGAACAUGGCCAGUUCUCAAGCUUCUCUUCAUAGUGCAUCCUCAUCUCAGCCAGAGGUGCAUCCAUUCCUAAAGGAUCCAUCUGGACGCUACAUUGUGCUCUAUACUUUUAUUGCUAGAGAUGAAAAUGAUGUGAGUGUUGAAAGAGGGGAGUUUGUCACAGUUCUCAACAGAGAAGACCCAGAUUGGUAUUGGAUUGUACGAAGUGACGGUCAAGAAGGGUUUGUUCCCAGUGGAUUUGUGUAUCCUGCAGAUGUUAUUCAGGGUCACUUAAGUCAAAAUAAUUCGCCACAGACAGCUACUUACCACACAUCACAUCAUGUGACCUCCCAAAGCACUGAUGAUCUUCGAUAUGGAACUGAACUUGUAAUGCUUUAUGACUAUAAGGCUCAAGCUCCUGAUGAUUUGUCAGUGAGAAGAGGGGAUUGGAUCUAUGCCGACUUAGCCAAUCAGACAGUUGAUGGAUGGUUGUGGGCUUAUGCUCCCAAAACUCGAAAAUAUGGUUUCAUUCCAAAAGCUUAUGCAAGACCACCUGCAAUGACGAGCUUAUAAUUACAAACCCCAAAUCAAAACUGCCUUUUGUUGUUUGUUUUUGAACAAUUGUUUAGGUAUUAUAAUGUUUAUCUAGUUUUGAAAAUGUUUUAUUGUCUAUUUAAUUUUUUUUCUAGUAAUAUGGUGUUUUCCUCCUGCCACUGUACUUUGCCAAUUACUUCUUUACAUUUAAUUGUGUCAUCCCUGCAUAAAUGAAGUGAUAACUCUUUUUAUUCUAAGAGGUCACUGAUGUAAAGCACUAUCCUUUCCUCAAAAGACAAGAAUGCAUUUUAGAGGAGAGGCCUUGUAUUUGUAUUGUAUUAGUGUAGCUUCUGUUUACUUUACUAUCUAUUGUCUCUUUUAAUUUUUAUCAGCGUAUGUAACACAAUCAAACUAUUACUACAAUUUAUAUCAUUUAAUGAAUCUGCCAUUUUUGUUCAUUCCUCUUAUAAUUCUACCCUCCAAAGUCUGUUGUGAUUUUAUGUUUUUGUUCAUCAUGGCGCGAUCACAAUUUCCUUUGUAACCAAUUUGGUAUCCUUGUCUACCGGCCAUGUCUCAUUUUCAGUGCCAUACUUGAAUGUUGUAUUAUUUUGACUAAUCAUGAGCCCCAUGUAAUUUCUGUUGGUUGCUUCUUUGUGCCUCUUUGUAUUUUUCAGGACGUUGAUCAUUAUUUUUAUUUUGUUUACAAUUUGUUUCAAAUUUUCAAUGCAUGAACAGAAGAUUAUUAAAAUUGGAUAUUAGUUAGGUUGCCAUUGUUACUGUCCCACAGUUGGAUUUGCAUAUGUCUUUCACAUGCAUAUAACUAAUUAUUUUAAAUUUAUGUGCGAAAGAGGCUGUGUUUUUCUAAAGCUCUUAACCUACUGUCAGAGUUUCUUUACAAGCAAUUUUAGGAGAAAACAUGUUUGAUUCUGAGGAAACUUUUUCAUUUCCAACAAGGGUUUUGUAGUAAUUUGUACAUAUGUAUGUGAUGCUUUAUUUAAUGAGUUAGAGAGAAAUAUUCUGAUGCCAAUAAUUCAAAUUAAAGACAUAAUUUAUUAA
This is a messenger RNA of Thrips palmi, 2380 nucleotides long. It is a transcript of the gene Dlish, whose product is annotated as SH3 domain-containing protein Dlish. Bases 245 to 1363 code for a protein of 372 amino acids. The transcript is spliced from 7 exons. Gene Ontology annotation, molecular function: protein binding. The record is from RefSeq and is a predicted model, not a curated record. NCBI's taxonomy places the organism in Eukaryota, Metazoa, Arthropoda, Insecta, Thysanoptera, Thripidae.